AAGUCAAAAAGUCAACCUCCUGAACUAAGCUUAAGGCAAUACUGGAGUUCUCCUACUGUAUUUAUAUACUCAAGCCAAACCCCUCCAUGCCAAAAUUCGAUCUAGACGCACUCACCCACGCUCGCUUUUCUUUUAGUCCGAGGAAACAGAUUGGAACGUUUGAGAGGAAGAGAGAGAAGACACCGGGAGUCGGGACCCAGCCUGACAUGAGCUAUCGGCCUCAGCGACCAAUCACCCUGCGCUGGAACGACCUUUAGUGUUGCUCCACUCGGCAGCCGUCAACCCACCCACCUGGCAGCGUCCACGCUGAGCCUGAGCCUGAGCCUGAGCCCGGCCGCUGUUCUCUAAUCGGCGCACUAGGUAAAAUUCACUGGAGACUUGUUCCUUGAAGCGGCAGUGUGGUGCAGCGCAAAGCGACGCAGCAGACGAGGGAGCGAGCACGUUCACACUCUGUUCGGGUCUACUACUGUACUCAACUCAACCGUCACCUCGAGCGAACUUUACUUUACUUUACUUUACUUUGCUUCACCUCACCUCUCCUCCACUCGAGAAGAUCACCACAACCAUUCGAGGGAUAUCUUCUUCAACUUCUCACUCACGUCACUCGACGUGUCUGUUGCUUUGACAUCCCUCCCUCCACGAUCAAUCCCUUCCCUUCAAUCCAGUCCACUACUUGGCAAUCCAGCCCCCAAUUGGCCUCGGCCGAUUCCAUUUCUCACCACCAACACUCCUCCUUCCCAACGUCUCUGCCUCUCGCAAUUGCAGUCGCAAUGGCCUCCCCACACGUCUCCCAGAAACUCCCUGCCGGCCUGGCUGGCGUUCUCAACAAACCUGACGAGCAUCGCGAUUCCGCCUACUACUCUUCAAAGGAUGCCUCGAAUAAUUCCACGCAAUCCAGCAAUGGUGCCCCAAACCUUGACCCUCGUCUCUCGCGAGCUGAUUCCUCGUCCGCGACCGACAUGACCCCUUCUCCCAUAUCGAAUGGCCCCAACACACAGCCAUUGAAUUCUCCUGCUUCCGGCGCCAUGAGCGUCGCCUCGAUUGUUUCUCCUACAACAUACAAUGGCUUCAACCACCAAUUCUACGAUCAGAGUCAGGGUCAGGGUCAGUGUCAACAGAAUGGUCAUAUGGGUGAUUCGCGCAGAGAGUCGGUAGACAGCAGACUGGGUGCCAACUUUGGCGACAUGAGACUUGCGAGUUCACCUUAUGCGAGCGCCAACCCCUCCACAACCUCAUUGCAGAGCACAUUGGCCCAACAACGAAACCCAGGAUCCGCUCACCCCGAUCGAAACUCUGGCCCUUUCCGCCUGUCGAGUGGUUACCAGCCCAACUACGCACGCCUGCCAGAUUCCUCUCACAAUUCGCGCAACGCUCCGCAGAUUACGGGUCCGGCUUUGGGUGCUAUCGCACGCGCUCCUGAACCUACGAGAGGUCAGGCUUGGGCUUUCCCUGAGGAGGAGGUUCAGAGAAUUCCGUCGGCUGCGAGACCUAGUGAUGAUAUUGGCAGUAGACAGGGAACUUCGUUCUACGAUGACUCGAGACGUAACUCCUAUGCAGACUCGAUCGCUAGCAGCCAGUACACCACCGAGUCGCGUCUUCCAGCUGGUCAGCGACGUCUGGAUGAUGGUGGCCCCAUCGGAGAGUAUGGUAGGGAGUCUUCUGAAUUUCAGAUGAACACUCAUCACCACAGCCUUCAACAUAGACAGGUUUCCGAGCUGGCAAAUGGUGAGGGUGGUUCUCCGAAUAGUUCGCAACCUUACUCUCGGACCCCAGAAUUGCGUGUUUCUCACAAGCUGGCGGAGCGAAAGCGGAGAUUGGAGAUGAAGGAUCUGUUUGAUACUCUCAGAACUCUCCAGAGCGUUGAGAGAGGAGCAAAGGCUUCAAAGUGGGAGAUUUUAUCAAAGGCUAUUUCUGAGCAUGAGCGCCAAACCAAAGUUAUUGCAGAGCAAAAAAAUCAACUCUCUCGUGUUGAAUCUCGCCUUCAGAGACUAGAGCAUGAACUCGAUGCCGCACGUCGAGAAGCCAAUGAUCUUAGACUUGAGAAUUCCCAGAUGAGAUCAGAGAUUGCUGUUCUUCAGGGACAUUCGGCACCUUCGUACCACCAACCACCACCUCCCGUUUCCCAGCAAUACAGUCACAGUGUGCAAGGCGGUGAGCAACAGCAGCAACUGCCACCUCUCCGAAGUAUCCCAGGUCCUGAGGUCAUGAACGGCGUCCAAUACCAACAUGACCAACGUCCCAACGGUUAUCGUCCCGCCGAUCGAUUCUAGUCUGAUCAACGGACGAAAAAGAUUUUCUGCUUACGAUCUUUGCCUUGCCAUUUAAGGUUUGAUCGCUGUCACGUUGUCCAAUCACCACAAAUAUUAGAGACGGUCGGGUCGAUCACACGUGGCCCAUCUACGGUUGCGAUCUCAUUCCACGUGGCCCGUGCAUAUCGUGCGUUGCAGCAUUUCGUUAUCUGCAUCCUGUUCCGAUGUCACCACAUCCCCUCCUAGGAUUCUUGAGCUCGUCUCUGAAGAUGUACGAUUUGCGUAUACUUGUGUUACUACUUCUUUCUCUGACUUUCUUCAUUCUUCCGCCGGUAUCUACGGUGGCUUAUGACGGUGUCAACUCUUCGGGAUUUGACUCGUCCUUUUUUUUCUUUUCAUUUGUUUGUUACCAAAAAACGGCCUUCGAUCAACGGCGUAAUAUGCAUGAAUGGCAUGGGUAAUGGCGCUAUGUGUGUGUGUGUGUGUGUGUGUGUGUGUGUGUGU
Cadophora gregata is the source of this 2753-nucleotide messenger RNA. RefSeq lists its product as uncharacterized. The transcript has 3 exons. Gene Ontology annotation, molecular function: DNA-binding transcription factor activity; protein dimerization activity. Lineage: Eukaryota; Fungi; Ascomycota; Leotiomycetes; Helotiales; Ploettnerulaceae. Bases 771 to 2270 code for a protein of 499 amino acids. Gene Ontology annotation, cellular component: RNA polymerase II transcription regulator complex. Gene Ontology annotation, biological process: positive regulation of transcription by RNA polymerase II. The record is from RefSeq and is a predicted model, not a curated record.